GAUCACCUUCUCCAUCCCAGCUUCUUUUAUCGCAGUCAAAAUGGCCAUUCAGACCCCGACCAGACUCACCGCCCGCUUCAUCAAGCGUACUUCCUUCCCGACCUCUAACCAGUGGCGGAGGCAAUUCAGCGCUGCCCGGCCAGCUUUCAAGGAGAUUCAGGAUGCGUACAUUCUGAGUGCGGCUCGGACGCCAACUGCAAAGUUCAACGGCUCGUUCGUCUCCGUAUCCGCCCCCCAACUCGGCGCCGUCGCCAUCAAGUCCGCCAUUGAAAAGUCAAGCGUUCCAGUGGAGAAAAUCACCGAUGUGUACAUGGGCAAUGUCCUCCAAGGCUCAGUCGGGCAGGCCCCGGCUCGCCAGGCCUCGAUCUUUGCCGGUCUCUCGCCAAAUGUCGAGUCCGUGACGGUGAACAAGGUCUGCGCGUCGGGUCUCAAGGCAGUGGUGUUUGCGGCGCAGAAUAUCCAGCUUGGGCUUGCUGAGGCCCAGAUUGCAGGUGGAAUGGAGAGCAUGUCUCGUGUGCCGUACUAUCUCCCGCGUUCUAGCCAGCUGCCUCCAUUUGGAGAGAUCAAGUUGGAAGAUGGUCUGAUCAAGGAUGGACUGUGGGACGUCUACAACCAGUUCCACAUGGGCAUCUGUGCGGAGAACACGGCAAAGAAGUAUGAGAUUUCGAGGGAGAUGCAGGAUGAGUAUGCCAUUGCGUCAUACGAGCGGGCACAGAAGGCCUGGGCUGAGAACAAGUUCGCCGAGGAGAUUGCGCCAGUGACCGUUAAGAGCAAGAAGGGCGACACUGUCGUUGAGCGUGACGAGGGUUAUGAAAACCUGCGGGCUGAUAAGCUGAGGACUCUCAAGCCUGCGUUCCUGAGGGACGGCACGGGUACCGUGACUGCUGGGAACGCUUCAACUAUGAACGACGGUGCAUCCGCCCUCGUUCUGGCGAACAAGGAGCUCGCCCGCGAGUUCGGUGCCGGAAAGCGCGCCCUCGCCCGCAUUGUCUCCUCCGCCGAUGCGGCUAUUGACCCAGUGGACUUCCCCGUCGCGCCCGCGAAGGCCGUCCCCAUCGCUCUCGAGAGGGCGGGUAUCACCAAGGACCAGGUCGCUGUAUGGGAAUUCAACGAGGCCUUCGCUGCCGUCAUCGAGGCCAACAAAAAGAUUCUCGGUCUGGAAGGUGCCCGUGUCAACGAGCUCGGAGGUGCCAUUUCUCUCGGCCAUGCCCUUGGUAGCUCAGGCUCCCGUAUUCUGACGACGCUUCUGCACCAGCUGCAGGCUGGCGAGUAUGGUGUUGCUGCCAUCUGCAAUGGUGGCGGCGCUGCAACUGCGGUUGUUGUGCAAAAAUUGGACCGAGUGGAUUAAUUGAUGAAUGUUUUUAGCAGCGUGCAUUGGCAUUGUAUAUAUCCUAUGAGGCAUUGACAAUAAUAUA
This is a messenger RNA of Aspergillus nidulans FGSC A4, 1415 nucleotides long. Its product is annotated as thiolase family protein. The record is from RefSeq and is a predicted model, not a curated record. The coding region runs from base 41 to 1348 and encodes 435 amino acids. NCBI's taxonomy places the organism in Eukaryota, Fungi, Ascomycota, Eurotiomycetes, Eurotiales, Aspergillaceae. Gene Ontology annotation, molecular function: acyltransferase activity; acyltransferase activity, transferring groups other than amino-acyl groups; acetyl-CoA C-acetyltransferase activity. The transcript has 3 exons. Gene Ontology annotation, cellular component: mitochondrion.